ACAACCUGGCGCGCCAUUGCUCGAAGACUGCGCACUGACGUCGGAGCUAGAGCGUCCAAUAGAUGUUGAGGCUGAGGCAAGUCCGAGGCCUCUAAGAAGGACAGUAUGCGACUCGCGAAGCUUUGACUCUGAGCCUUGGAAUGAGCCGCACCUGCAGUCAUCGUCUCACCGGAACUAGAAGUCAAUGUUGGGACGGCCAUGUCGAUUGCCUCAUUAGAAGACGGUGGCGGCGUUGAGAGCCUUUGGGCAGCGUUCACAAACAGUUCAAGAUCCCCUGAAGAUGCCAAUCAAUGGGAGGGAGACUGGCCAGCCUCCUCAAGUUGGGCGCAGGUUGAUGGCAAAGCCGGAGUUGGUAACAGCGCCGGCCCAGCCGGUGUUGGAAGCAGUGGGAGCAAGACCGAAUCUUGACCACUAUAGGAAGCUGGUGAUGCCACUUUGGUACUUGGAGUUGCGGGAUCAUGUAUCACCCGAGAGGAUUCUGAAGGCGAAGAGGUCGGUCGUCUACGUGCUGACUGAGCUUGCUCAACAAGGAUGCCUUCAGAAUCAACCUCCAUGGCACUUAGAUUCGCAAUUGGCAGGGAUGUAUUUGGUUGUGGGCCAGACUCACUAGAGAAUGGGCUAGACGGAAAGGAGUUGUGUGCCAUCCUGUACAGCUUUUUCAUGUGACAACCGCUCUGCCAACCAUUCCGGUCAUAAAGAAGAGUGUCCCUUGACUCACUAGGUUCAUCCAUGGUCACAUCAGGCGGGUCCAAGGGUUGGCGUGUUGGAGGUCACAUGACCUGAUGAGCUUGGAAUAGCUACUAUGGUGGUUUGAGAGCCUCAACGCAUCCCUUGAGUUUCUGGAAUCGUGUCUAGGGCCGCAGUGCAUGCUUGAGGCGGCUGAAUGUCCCAUACCGAAGGUCUGCGUCUUUGGUGUGAUGGUCGUGACGCCUGGCUAGGUGAGCCACUCGGGGCCGGUGGCAGUGCUUGGUGGCGUGCUGGCGACGUGGGGGUCGGCAAAAGCCUUUGUGACGGGUCGCGGAGCUCGCUCGCAGGCAAUUCGUCAAAUCGAGAGGGACGUCGGCGCCGAGGUUGAACUGGAACGAAACCAUCUGCAUCCGAGAGAUGAAACAUGAGUAGUCGGGGUUGGGAGGAGUAUUGCCAAUGAUGCCAUCGGUGGCGACGGGGCUGGGCCCGAGGGGGUCAUGGAGGCCGCUGGUACUAUUUCCCACGAGGUAGUAGUUCAGGCAGCCGUUGCCGAUGUGUAGCUUGGGGAGUUUGUCGUUGAAUUUCUUCAGCCGGACAAGGUCCCAGUCGGUUCUCUCUUGACGUUUGACGCAGUCUUGGUGGGGCAGGCUGUCGAGUGAUGUUGGUGAUUGCCAAAGAUUUGGCAAUACAACUCCAUCGCUUGAUAGUGAAUGCCGAUGGUUGCACUACCUCCUGCCUCACUGUACCCAAUCACAUUAGUAAUCCAGCCAUGGCGAAUGUCAAGUCCUACACAAAAGCGAGGGAUUCUGGGGGCCUAUCAUUGUCCUUGGCAAAUAUUAGAAGAAGUUGCGCAGCGAAGAAGCUGGCAAUGCGUUGAAAUAUUAGUGGGAGGUCCGGCAAGGUUAUUCACGUCGUCCAGAGGAUUCCGAGAGGCAAGCGCGGAUUGAAGCCUCGGGACCAACGUUGAUAGAACACCGCUCCAUCUUGGAAUCUAUGAAGAGCACACAUGAGUAGGCGGUGCGUGGUGGCAGCGCCAUAAGUCCGAACAUAAGCAAACGACUGCCCGACUAAGCGAUACGAAUGAACAAUGCCCGGGUGAGCUAGUUGAAUGAAGAAGUUAUGCAUGUGUUCGCCUGUGGCGCAAUUCAACGUCCCCUCUACAGUGCACGCUAGAACCACCUGGUCGCCAAGUGAAGGGAUUUCUUGAGCUACGGUGGCUUGGUCAGCGGGAGAAAGCGUGAAGGAUACCGCGCCGCGAAUGACAAUCCUUUGGUAGUUGCGAAACAUGCCUCGUGGAAGUAUUUCUCGAGCAUGCCUCCGGAGCGGGUCCAAGGGGCCGUGUCAAAGUUGUCAGUAGCCAGGGCGACUGUCAAGAAGUCCAAGGUAUGAGAAACGUGGUCAGAGGAAGAUAACGCGCGAGCUCCAUUGUGGAGAACCGCCUUGUAAGUGGCACGGACGGGUUGCACGGUAAACCCUAAGAAGCUCGUUCUUCUCAUGGGAGAGUACCUUGGGAUCAAGGAAACUCUCAAUUCACUCGUCAAUCGAUGCCGCUCACGGUUCUGAAUUUGCUAGCUCGAAAUGUCUCACUGUGCAAGCACUACAGGGCGCUCUGCUGUGGCGGCGGUCGUGCGCCUUCGUCCGUCAUCGCCAUCACCUCCUCGAGCUCCUGAUAUGCCAUACAGUAAAGUUUGAAGGAAAACUAGUAUGGAACAUAGUUUUGAAAAAGUGAAUUUGAUGAUUGGGUGGAUAUACCCAUGAGAUAUUUUGUGUUGUUCAUGGGUUCUAUCAAGUAAUUUUCUUCCAAUUUAGCUUUACUUCUAAUCGGC
Molecule: messenger RNA, 2513 nt
Organism: Marchantia polymorpha subsp. ruderalis
Lineage: Eukaryota; Viridiplantae; Streptophyta; Marchantiopsida; Marchantiales; Marchantiaceae
Source: the annotation of a GenBank genome assembly